Messenger RNA from Elgaria multicarinata webbii, 1451 nucleotides. It is a transcript of the gene GTF2H3, whose product is annotated as general transcription factor IIH subunit 3. The record is from RefSeq and is a predicted model, not a curated record. Gene Ontology annotation, biological process: regulation of DNA-templated transcription; nucleotide-excision repair. NCBI's taxonomy places the organism in Eukaryota, Metazoa, Chordata, Lepidosauria, Squamata, Anguidae. The coding region runs from base 37 to 951 and encodes 304 amino acids. The transcript has 14 exons. Gene Ontology annotation, cellular component: transcription factor TFIIH holo complex; transcription factor TFIIH core complex.
GACGGAAGUGUUGGCUUGUGCCUGCUGCUGGGCGCUAUGAGUGGCGAUGAUGAGCUGAAUCUCCUAGUCGUUGUAGUUGACACAAACCCUAUCUGGUGGGGAAAGCAAACAUUAGCAGGAUCAGAGCUUACAUUAUCAAAAUGCCUCGAUGCAACCAUGGUAUUGGGAAACUCACACUUGUUCAUGAACCGCAACAACAAACUCGCUGUGAUAGCCAGCCAUAUACAAGAAAGCCGUUUCCUGUACCCUGGAAAGCGUUGGGCAGCUGUAGAUCUCUUUGGAGAGUCUGGGGAAUCUAAUAUUUCGGGCAGCAAGGAUGGAAAGUAUGAGUUAUUAACGACCAUCAAUGAAACCAUUGCAGAGGAAAUCAAUGACCUCAUGACCAACACGGAAAUAAAAGGGCAGCAGACUGAAACGUUACUGGCAGGAUCUCUCGCUAAAGCACUUUGCUAUAUUCACAGGAUGAUUAAAGCAGGAACAGCUGGACAAGAAAUUAAAUCCAGGAUUUUGGUCAUAAAAGCCGCUGAAGACAGUGCGUUGCAGUAUAUGAACUUUAUGAAUGUGAUCUUUGCAGCCCAGAAGCAGAAUAUUUUGAUUGAUGCCUGUGUUUUGGACUCUGAUUCGGGGCUCUUGCAGCAGGCUUGUGAUAUUACUGGUGGUAUCUACUUGAAAGUCCCCCAUAUGCCAUCUCUUCUGCAGUAUUUGCUGUGGGUAUAUCUGCCCGACCAAGAGCAAAGAUCUCAGCUGAUCCUCCCACCCUCUGUUCACGUCGACUACCGGGCCGCUUGCUUCUGCCACCGAAACCUCAUUGAAAUCGGUUACGUCUGCUCUGUGUGUCUGUCAAUCUUCUGCAACUUCAGUCCAAUUUGCACGACUUGCGAGACUGCCUUUAAGAUUUCACUGCCGGCUGUCAUGAAAGCAAAGAAAAAGAAACUUAAAUUUGCCAUCUAAUGGUACUGUUAAUGCCUGCUGCCUUCCGGCUGCAAUUCCAUGGCUUGGGUCGUUGCCGUGAAACUACCAAUGAUGUUUCCAGGAUAACAGAAAGGAGAGACCUGUAUUAAAAUGGGCAGGCCGAGGACUAAACGUUUCGGGACAUUUGCAUAAGUUAGCACAAAACCAGUCUCUUCAGCGACAAGUGAUAACGCUAGCUUGUAAUGCGUGUUAUAAAGUCAUCAUGCUUCAUCUGCAACUGCCUGGAACCCACAACUGCAGCUGGUGGAGAUAUGAAGGCAGAAAUGUACAACACCAAGUGUGUGGUGUCAAGCUCCUCUAUUAGAUCCUUGGACCAAUGCCUAGCAGAACAAGCUCAUUUAAACCUCGACACCUUCCUUCCAAAAUGAAAGCCCCGUUAAAUUUAAUAGAAAUCUAAUUCCCUCUAUUCCCAAGGACUGAAAUUUCAGGGCUCCUGGGCUGGACCUGCAGAGCCAUUUUUGAGUUGAGAGAGAGAGAGA